Papaver somniferum (opium poppy) is the source of this 1332-nucleotide messenger RNA. RefSeq names its product telomere repeat-binding factor 4-like. Gene Ontology annotation, molecular function: double-stranded telomeric DNA binding. Lineage: Eukaryota; Viridiplantae; Streptophyta; Magnoliopsida; Ranunculales; Papaveraceae. Gene Ontology annotation, biological process: nucleosome assembly. The transcript has 6 exons. The record is from RefSeq and is a predicted model, not a curated record. The coding region runs from base 248 to 1036 and encodes 262 amino acids. Gene Ontology annotation, cellular component: nucleosome.
CCCAAUUUCUCCUUGAAAUCCCUAGACAAAAAAAAUCAAAGAAUCAAUCCCAAUUUCUCCUUAAAACCCAUUUUUCUAUCUAAAAUCAAACCCAAUUUCUCUCUAUAAAUUUGUGGUUCAAUUUAAUCAAAGAAUCUCAUCAUGGGGAAGUUUGACAAUCUACCAAAAGAGAUGAUACCAGAGAUAUUGAGCAGGUUACCCACUGAAUCCGUCCUGGAUUGUAAAUUGGUAUGCAAACCUUGGAGGGAUGUUGUCCAUCUCCCAUCCUUCUCUCAAAAGCACCUCAAUCAUCUUAUUUCUGCUGGUGAUGAUUCUGGUUUACGCUUCCCCACCACCACCACCACCCGGUCCGCCCCCACCAAAUUUACAGAUGGGAGCUCUGAAGCAGAAAUGGGCAGCAGAGGAAGAAGAAGCACUCAUAGCUGGUAUCAACAAACACGGAACUGGAAAAUGGAAAAAAAGACGAAGAGAUCCUCAAUUCAGCCAUGUUCUUGCUGUUCGUUCCAACAUUGAUCUAAAGGAUAAAUGGAGGAAUAUGAGUGUAAGUGCAACUGGGGAGGGUUCUAGGCCAAGAGAUGGUAAGGCAGCAGUAAUCAAACCAAAGGUGCCAAAGACUCUAUCUGUCUUUCAAUAUCCUCCUUCAUCCUCUCAAGCUACUGAAGAUGCGAAUGAUAAAGUUUUGGAUCCUACAAAAAACACACCAGAUAGGAAGCAGCCUCCACCUCGGUACAAUGCAAUGAUCCUUGAAACAGUUUCUAACAUUACAGAUCCCAAUGGAGCAGAUAUUGGUUCUAUCAACGACUUUGUUGAGCAAAGGCAUGAGGUGCCAUCUAACUUUAGAAGAUUGUUAAGUUCAAAUUUGAGAAGGCUUGUGGCGCAGGAAAAACUUGAAAAGGUGCAGCUCCUUUCGCAUGAAACUAAGGUCCAAACUUACUACAAGAUCAAGAAGGACGAAACAUUUGGAACAAAAGCACAGACCCCAAAACCAUCACAGGUUUGCUGGCUUCACAUUGUUAAUGGCCUAAAACACUGCUGAUGCUGUAAACAGGUCAUUUCUAGCAAAUGAGGCAGUCAAGGAAGCAGAGAGGGUAGAAGGGAUGGCCGAACAGUCUGCAUGUAUGAAACAAUUUUUUGAAGAUAUAUUGGAGCAAUGUAAGAUACUAGUGUAGCACAGAACAAGGGUAACAGGGAUAGGUUUAAGUUUCGUCAGAAACUUAAUAGAAAACUGAUUCUAGGAUCAAUAUUCUAAGACAAAAGAUUGAUAAACAAACUUGAUAAUAAGAUGUGUCUUGUAAACAAGAGUUCCAGCCUUUAUAUAGACUUACAUGAACU